Molecule: messenger RNA, 2503 nt
Organism: Arabidopsis arenosa
Lineage: Eukaryota; Viridiplantae; Streptophyta; Magnoliopsida; Brassicales; Brassicaceae
Source: the annotation of a GenBank genome assembly
CAAGCUCACUUGAAAGGCAAAGUCAGAAUAGUGGGGUCUAUUAUGAGGUUACAACUAUGUGUAGAUCUAGUGCUAAAGAUACAUCACAGGUGGUUGAUUUGGUAUCUUACUACGGCAGAAUCAUUGACAUCAUCUUGCUAGACUAUAAUAUGUUCUAUGUUCCUCUGUUCCGGUGUCAAUGGGCAGUGAGAGGUAAUGGAGUUAAGGUGGAAGAUGGGUUCACACUUGUUAACUUGAAUCAGGGUCAAGUCAGUUUUUUGCAGGAUCCAUACAUACUAGCAUCUCCGGCAAAACAAGUAUUUUAUUCAAGGGAAGAUGAUUCCUCCAAUUGGUUUGUUGUUAUGAGAGGUUCUACAAGAAGAUAUAGUAAAGAAGAUGUUCAGGAUGGAAAUGCAGAUAUUGGUCCAUUGCAAGCAGCUGCUGAAGGGAGAUUACCAGCUGAAGUCACUGAUAAAGAUGGAGUACAGGAUGAGCCUGAAGGUGAGGUUGAGUUAUCUGAAGACCAUCAGCCUAAGCGUAAGAAACAUAGGGGACCAACUAAGAUGAAAAACAUUGCCAAAGAUCCAACUGUCAGAGAAAAAGUUGACUACACUCUCAUGGGAGAUCCUUAUGGUCCAGGGUCAGUGAAGCUGUCAUCAUACGUUGGAACAUUGGUUAGAGAACUUGUUCAUGUUAUAAUUGAAACUGGAAGCAUGUUAGUCAAGAUAUCAAAACAGUUUUGUGGAAAUAUGUUCAGGUCAUUCAAGUCACGCAUUGUCAAGGAUAUCAAUGAGGCUGCUAAUAACCAACAGAGGAUGAAUAUGAGACCAAUGAAUGUAUCUCCAACAGAUUGGAGAAGAUUUGUCAAAGUCAAAACAAGCACAUCCUUUAAGGCUGUAAGUGAUAAAUAUAAAGAGAGGAGGAGUAAACAGAUACCUCAUACUACUAGCCGCAAAGGAAUGGUCAGACUUGCUGAGGACGUGAAAAUUAAAAGUGGAGAUCCAUCUGAAGUGACUAGGCUGAAGGUGUGGGUCAAGUCGCGUACCAAAAAGGAUGACACGCUAGUGAAUACCAAUGCAGCUGAAAAGAUUAUGAAAGCAGUUGAGCUUGUUGGAAGUGAUGCUCCAACAACCACAACAAAUCCAGAAGAAGAUCACCUCUCUCAACUUUUAGGACCUGACAAUCCUGGUAGGAUGCGGGCAAUGGGUAGAGGCAUAAGUAAGACAAAAUUAGCUUGUUUCCAAGUGAAGACCAAGUGUAUGACUGACAUGCAAGAGAAGGAGGUUCAGUUACUGAAGAAGGUGAAUGAGUUGCAAGAGGAACUUAGCAAAAUGAAGAAUCAGAGUGUAAACAAAAGAUCACACCCUAAGUGUGUCUUGGUUGAUUGGUCUGAUAGUGAUGAAAACAUUGGUGAGGAGCGUAUUCUAUCUUCUGAUCCUGAUGACUUAGUGAAUGACUGUCGUCUAGGCCCUACAGAUCUUAAAGUGUUGGUUGAAACUGCUACUAAAGCAGAUGCAUUCAUCUGGAGACCAGCAACUAAGAUGUUUACUAUUGAGGAAGCUGUUGGACAGAUUAUUGCAUGGCCAGCCUCUAAGUGUGUUCUUUUGGACAAGGAGCUCCAAAUAGAAGACAUUGCGCCUUUGGGCCUAAGAGUAAACUCUCUGAAUAAAUGUAAACUGCUGGAUUUGUCUAAUGAUGAUGUAAUUGUUGAUGAGGGUCGUUGGCAGACACAAGAAGAAACUGCAUUGGUUAAUGGACUACCGCUUGGACCAAAGGCAGUAAAAGUAUUUGUGGAUUCAGUGCUUCAACCAGAAACAUUCAUAUGGAGGCCUACAAUUGAUAUGAUAUAUCUUGAGGACUGUUUGAUGGCUUUUGUUUCAUGGCCUGUCAAUAAAGUUAGCUUUGAGAAUCCAUCUGCUGGACAGCAUUCUGCAUCAACUGAUAUACCAUCAGGAUCUAAAUCUGUAGUUGGGACACAAUCUGUGGAGACAAGUGCUAAAGCAGCGUCAACUGCCUCUAAAUCUUCAGGAUCAGGUUCUGAAUCUCCUAUUGAGACUGCAACACGUCCAAGCCCUACACGUAUCAUGCAAAAUGGUUCAAAGGAAAAUAAGAAGUGCAUGUUGAUGGACAUUACCGGAAAGAAUCAAAUAGUUGCUGAAGGACGAUGGGUAACAAAUGAUCCAAACCAGAAGGUUCACUUUGUUCCUUUGGGUUCUAAUGCAGUUAAAGUGUCGGUAGAUAUUGUCAAAGUUAGCGAUGCAGAAGUUUGGAGGCAAUCAGAUGAAAUAGGGAUUAUGGAAGAUGCCAUUGGGACAGUUAUUGCAUGGCCUGAGGACAAAGUGAUCAUGGCCUGAAGGUUGGUUUGUGAAACUUCUUAGUAAAACUUGUUUUCAGACAUUUAGUUGGUUUUGGAUCUUAAGGAGAAACACUUGUUAGCUUGUUAUGUGAAACUUGUUUUGUGUAAUGUAUUUUGGAUUUGAAAUGAAUGAUGUAUUUGGGGAUUUAAUAAAACAGGUGUGUUAAU